UUCACGAAGGGGUUGCUUCUCAAACUAACCAAACAAUGCUUAGGCCCAUCUUACUAAUUUUUUGCACGUUCGCACUUUGUGACGCUUAUGUAAGAUUUAUGAUCAGCGGUUAUGAAAUGCAGAAAAGAAUCGAAAGUCAUAAAAGCACACUAAUCGAACUUUCAAAAGAAUCUUUUGGAAACGAAUUUGAAUUGGUCUGCUAUGAGGAGAAAUGGGUUAAGUGGAGACUUUUGAAGUGGUUUCCAAAAAGAAUAAAAUGCAGUGCCUUCCUGGAAAAGCUGACUUACGAGGUAGAUGGGAAGAAAGCGUUGGUGGACUGGUAUCUUGUUGACGGAUGUCAAAAAGAAGCAUCUAAGACUAUACUACAAGUAACAGCUCCUGAGUUGAACCAAAUUCAAGUGAAAUACCGCACAGUGGGGUACAAUUAUAUGAUUGAGGACAAAACCCAGUACUAUGAUCGAUACUCUUCUCAAUCCUCGGUUGAUAUCAAAAGAUCGCCAACUUGACACUGAAGAAACUGAAUGUAUGGUCGCAGUAAACGUUUUGUUGAAUGAAA
Macrosteles quadrilineatus (aster leafhopper) is the source of this 556-nucleotide messenger RNA. RefSeq lists its product as uncharacterized. The transcript has 3 exons. NCBI's taxonomy places the organism in Eukaryota, Metazoa, Arthropoda, Insecta, Hemiptera, Cicadellidae. The record is from RefSeq and is a predicted model, not a curated record. Bases 36 to 506 code for a protein of 156 amino acids.